AUGUACAUCUUAAGUUUUCUCGUCGUCUCCAUCAAUACUUUUGGUGCAUUGGCGUACCCUCUUACCACCGCAAAUGCCGCUGUCUCUCCUGAUCCGGUCUCCGAGCUUGUUGUCUCUUCAGGCCACGCACCGGCAUACAACUGGCAGAGCGAUUAUGUCUCUCACUUCACCAUUCACCCAUCCUGCAAUGCAACGGAGCGUCAUGAGCUUAGCGAAGGGUUGAGACAAGCGGCUGAAAUGGCUGAGCAUGCAAAGAAUCACAUCCUUGUCCAUGGUAAUAAAUCCGAGAUUUUUCGAAAGUAUUUCGGCAAAGGUCCUACUGCUACGCCAAUGGGAUGGUUUGACAAGAUCGCCUCUGGUAACCGCGCUGGCAUUGUCUUCCGUUGUGAUGAUCCUGACCGAAACUGUGAGACUCAGGAUUCAUGGGCAGGUCACUGGCGCGGUGAAAAUGCAACAGCCGAAACCGUCAUAUGCCCACUCUCCUACCAAACCCGCCUCCCUCUCACCGCAUUAUGCGCGCGAGGAUUCAACGUCGCAACCGGCAGACCAGCAGACUUCUGGGCCCCAGAUCUCAUGCAUAGACUCUACCACGUUCCGCUCAUUGGCGAAGAAAUCGUCGAUCACCAUGCUGAUGGGUACCAUGGUGUUCAAGAGCUCGCAGCUGGUAGCAACUAUACGCUGGCAGGACACAAUAGUGCUACUUUAACGUAUUUUGCAACCGAGGCAUAUGCGUAUGAUAUUGCUGUUCCUGGCGAGGGAUGCGUCGGCAAGGCUAGUGAUGAAAAGGAGGAGGAUUCACAUAGUGCUCCUGCAGCGACUGCAUCGACUGUACCGACUGUGAACCCGACAAGAAUCAUCCCAGCUGAGACUAGUCCCGCUGCGACUGCCCCAGCUGGGACAGAGUGCCAUACACAUGAUGACGGAACAUUGCACUGCGUGUAA
Botrytis deweyae is the source of this 942-nucleotide messenger RNA. RefSeq lists its product as uncharacterized. The transcript has 3 exons. Bases 1 to 942 code for a protein of 313 amino acids. Gene Ontology annotation, cellular component: fungal-type cell wall; extracellular region; cell surface. Gene Ontology annotation, molecular function: integrin binding; zinc ion binding; metallopeptidase activity. NCBI's taxonomy places the organism in Eukaryota, Fungi, Ascomycota, Leotiomycetes, Helotiales, Sclerotiniaceae. The record is from RefSeq and is a predicted model, not a curated record.